Messenger RNA from Polyodon spathula (Mississippi paddlefish), 1368 nucleotides. Its product is annotated as POU domain, class 4, transcription factor 1-like. NCBI's taxonomy places the organism in Eukaryota, Metazoa, Chordata, Actinopteri, Acipenseriformes, Polyodontidae. Gene Ontology annotation, molecular function: DNA-binding transcription factor activity, RNA polymerase II-specific; RNA polymerase II cis-regulatory region sequence-specific DNA binding. Gene Ontology annotation, biological process: regulation of transcription by RNA polymerase II. The transcript is spliced from 2 exons. Bases 158 to 1246 code for a protein of 362 amino acids. The record is from RefSeq and is a predicted model, not a curated record.
CUGAGAGACUGGACUGGAGGCAACGCUGUGGAUCAUAAAGCUCCGAGCAGCACGCGGCAUAACCAGCUACUGCGGCUCUGUUGGAAACGUUAUCUAUAUAGAACCUUUUUAUUUUAUUUUCACUACAAGACUUUGUUUAAACACAGUGUCUGCAAAAAUGAUGUCCAUGAACAGCAAACAGCCACAUUUUGCCAUGCAUUCAAGCUUACCUGAGCACAAGUAUACCUCUUUGCACUCCAGCUCGGAGGCAAUAAGGAGAGCCUGUCUACCAACUUCACAGUUGCAGAACAAUAUCUUCACUAGUCUGGAUGAAACACUUCUGGCCCGCGCUGAAGCUUUUGCUGCCGUGGAUAUCGCAGUGUCUCAGGGCAAGUCUCAUCCUUUCAAGCCCGACGCAACUUACCACACGAUGAACAACGUGGCAUGCUCCUCAAACUCUACCGUACCCCUCGCCCACCACCACCAUCACCACCACCAUCACCACCAGAACUUAGAGGCGGGGGACCUCGUGGACCACAUCAGCUCUUCUUCUCUGACCCUCAUGGCUGGUGGACACGACGGAGUCGGGGGUGGUGGAGGAGGGGGUGGUGGGGGUUUGAUCUCCUCCUCAGCCCAUCCGCACUCACACAUGCAUUGUUUGAGCCACCUGCCCCACCAGGCUAUGAACAUAAAUUCCUCUCUCACCCAUCACGGGCUUCUUCCUGCCCACCACGGAGGUCAAGCCACAUCGGGGCUCAGUAAUAACGGACUUCCUUCUCUUAAUGACUCAGACACAGAUCCCAGGGAGCUAGAGGCUUUUGCAGAGCGCUUUAAGCAGAGGAGAAUCAAACUCGGGGUGACCCAAGCGGACGUUGGUUCAGCCCUCGCCAACCUGAAAAUUCCCGGAGUGGGCUCUCUUAGUCAAAGCACCAUCUGCCGGUUCGAAUCUUUAACUCUGUCGCACAAUAACAUGAUAGCUCUCAAACCCAUUUUACAAGCUUGGCUGGAAGAGGCCGAGGGGGCCCAGAGAGAGAAACUGAGCAAACCUGAUAUUUUUAACGGGGGGGAAAAGAAACGCAAGAGGACCUCGAUUGCAGCUCCAGAAAAGAGAUCUCUGGAAGCUUACUUUGCUGUUCAGCCUCGUCCUUCUUCAGAGAAAAUAGCAGCAAUUGCAGAAAAAUUGGAGCUCAAAAAGAAUGUGGUGCGAGUAUGGUUUUGCAAUCAGAGACAGAAACAAAAAAGACUGAAAUUUUCAGCAUCCCAUUAGUUACAAAAGACUUCCAUUGAAAGACAAUAUUUUGGGGACCACGGAACAUACAAAAUUCUCAUUGUUUUCGGUCCUGCUUGUUUUCACAACAGAGGCUUUCAAACACAAGGGGCGAUGUGUUA